This is a messenger RNA of Monosiga brevicollis MX1, 3189 nucleotides long. RefSeq lists its product as uncharacterized. Lineage: Eukaryota; Choanoflagellata; Craspedida; Salpingoecidae. The record is from RefSeq and is a predicted model, not a curated record. The coding region runs from base 1 to 3189 and encodes 1062 amino acids. Gene Ontology annotation, molecular function: inositol hexakisphosphate kinase activity; diphosphoinositol pentakisphosphate kinase activity; ATP binding. Gene Ontology annotation, biological process: inositol metabolic process; inositol phosphate biosynthetic process. Gene Ontology annotation, cellular component: cytosol. The transcript has 16 exons.
AUGGCGGGCUCGGUGACCAGCCCACCCAGCGGCACGCCCAGCCCCGCACCUGGUGGCAGCCGACUCGAGCCACCGACCCCCGACGAUCCACGUUCGCCCGUCAGUGGCAGUAAUGAUAACAAGGCCAUGCGGCCUCGCUCGCAGAGUGACCCGGCCGAGCAUGACAAGAAGCCUGUGCUGGCCACGCCACCUUCUGGUCAGAACUCAAAAGAUGGCAACAAGCUUCUCUCCCGGCGCUAUACCUCGAGCACGGAUGAAUUUCGCUCCCCGCGCCGCCUUCAUGAUGAAAGCGAUCUUGCUGAUGAGCGCCCGCUGCAUCACGUGACACUGAUGGUCAUCGCUAUGGAGAAGAAGGUUAUGGCCAAGCCAAUGCAGCGCCUCAUUCUGUUGUCUUUGUCCGCUUCGCUCGGUGGUCGAUUUGUGUCAACGUGCUGCCAUAGAUAUCCGCUGAGCAAGGUGCAAGACUACGUCAAAUUGCGCUCACCCUUUCUCCUCAAUGAUCUGGCCACACAGCAUCUCCUGCUAGACCGCCAGUCUGUCUACGAGAUUUUGGAGGAGAAUGGAAUUCCCUCGCCUCCACACAUGGUGCUGCGACGCAGCGCUGGUGACGUGGUCGUCGAGCGGGAGGAUGCCAUUGAGAUCAAUGGCAAGGUCAUGCCCAAGCCGUUUGUGAUGAAGCCACUUGAUGCCGAGAAUCACAACAUCUAUGUCUACUUUUCACAGCAUGAUGGUGGCGGGGCGCAACACUUGUUUCGCAAGAAAAAAGAUAAGGCCUCGGCCUUUUUGCCCGACUGUAACACGAUUCCGGAAGAGGGGGAUUUUAUUUUUGAGCAAUUUCUGCCCACGGGGGGCACCGAUAUCAAAGUUUACACUGUUGGCCCCAACUACGCGCACGCGGAGGGUCGUAAGGCCCCCGUCGUCGAUGGCAAGGUUCUUCGGGAUGCCAACGGCAAGGAAGUGCGUUGCCCGAUCCUCCUGACGACUUUUGAAAAGGACAUUGCGCGCCGCGUCACGCAGGCUUUCAAGCAAAAUGUCUGCGGCUUUGAUCUGCUGCGCACCUCCGACAACAAGUCCUUUGUGUGCGACGUCAAUGGCUGGUCGUUUGUCAAGCGAUCCCCGCACUACUAUGUAGACUGCGCUCGCAUUUUGCGUGAAAUGAUUCUGUCCGCAAUCAGCCCUCUACUCCUCAACAAGAGCUACCCUGUGCCGUCGGUGGAUUACACUUCGGAUUCUACAGAUUUGCUUGCUUUGCAAUCUCCCCAACAACCGUUGCGCCGUGAUGCACCCGAACUGCGGUGUGUCAUCGCCGUCAUCCGUCAUAGCGAUCGCACGCCCAAGGAGAAGCUCAAAAUGAACGUGACACACGUGGAGCUGCUCGAGGUGUUCAAGCGCUGGUCCCCUGAAGGCAUGUCCGCGACCAAGGAAGUCAAGCUGAAGUCGCGCAAGCAUUUGCAGGACGUUCUUCGGCGCGUGCAGAACCUGCUGCGCUGGGACCAGCGCUUGUCGGACGAGGAGAAGAGCAACCUCAAACAAAUCGAGCACGUGUUGACACGCUGGCCCAUCAGCGGCAUCAACCGCAAGGUUCAGUUCAAGCCCACGUCUUACGUUCACACACGCACUGGCAAACCCAUCAUUAACAAGGCCCAACUCAUCGUCAAGUGGGGUGGCGAGGUCACACCCAUGGGCUUGGAUCAAGCGCAGAAAGCAGGAGUCCAGUUUCGUGAGACCAUGUAUCCAUCCAGUGAUCAGGACAAUGGUCUGCUGCGCCUGCACAGCACCUACCGCCACGACCUCAAGUUGUACAGCUCUGAUGAAGGUCGUGUGCAGAUGACUGCCGCGGCCUUUGCCAAGGGCCUGUUGCAACUUGAUGGAGAGAUCACUCCCAUCUUGGUGAGCCUGGUUCGCAAGGAUAACGCCGUCAACGCGUUGCUGGACGAUACCAAGCCCGCGCGCGCGCAGAUGGAUGAGGUUAAGAAAAAAGUUCACGGCACGCUGCUUGCCGAUCAGUCGUGGCCCGAAGUGGCGGCCAAGAUCGCACCGCUCAGUGCCAUGAGCUACUCACAGCGCAAAGCCUUGCGCAAGCUCGACAACCCACACAAAGCCAUGACACGACUCUACAACUUGGUGGUCGACUUUGUGACGAGUCUCGGGGACCGCAUCGAGCAAGAUCCAAAUGUCCGCGCCUAUCAGGGCGAGCCCUUGGUGCUGCUGCGUCGGCGAUGGGAGAAACUGCGCGAUGAAUUUUUUGACACAGCCAAGCAAAAAUUUGUGGUCUCCAAGAUUCCUGACAUCCACGACUCGAUCAAAUACCACCUGCAACACAACGCGCACUUUGGCAUUGACCAGAGUAGCGAAAUUUUGACGCUGUCACAGCAUUUGGCCAAUGUUGUUGUGCCACAAGAGUACGGCGUGACCAACGAGGAGAAGCUUGGCAUUGGUUAUGCCAUUGGUGAAGAUCUCAUGCGCAAGAUCGUGCACGAUUUGCGAGUUUCGGCAGGCCAGGACGCCCAGCACGAUGUCUUUCAGCAUGAAGUCUCGCACCGCCUCAACUCUGGAGACAGCUUUAUCAAAGUCCGCAGUCCCAAUCGUCACGUGCGCACUCGGCUGUACUUCACGUCAGAGUCCCACAUCCAUGCCUUGGUAAACGUGUUGCGAUGUGGCGACUACGGCCUCUUUAGUGCGGGGCCGACCCGCAAAUACAGCUAUUCCGACCUUGUUGAAGGUCAAAGCAAGGAUGAUCAAGCCGGUGCAACCGCCAAUGGAGAUGGUGAUGCUGAUCGUGAUGAAGAUUACCGCUCUCGCGCUGCCUCUGAUCUGGCUUCGAGAUGGCAGCCACGCCUGCAAGCCAACACGGAUGUGCCGCUCGUCUCCUCUCCAGAGGCUUGGCUGAGUGCCAAGGCUUAUAUUUGCAAGCUUGAGGAGUUGGGCUACCUCACGCACAUUGUGUGCCGGCUUUUUGAAAGACACGACAUGGAUGGCUCGGAUCCCGCUCGUUUUUUUGUGGAAUGGGCGCUGAGUCCAGGUUUGCGCAGCGUCGAAGAUAGCGAGGCAAGUGCAGCCACCAAUCAUGAUGUCGAAUUGGCACCAUUGCGAAUUUUGCAUACGGGCAUGACGUUGGAGCAGGUGGAGCGCUUCUUCCAGAGUCUGCCAUCUCGGGUGACGACGCCUACUGUGAGCGAAUCAGCGUAA